AUGUUGACCCUGAUCAUUAUGAGAACCACAGGGAAUGCUGCUAUGGAUGGAUCUUCAUUGACUAGUAUCUGUAGUGAUGAUGAGCAGGAUAACUUAAAGGAUUUUAUAAAUAUUUUUAUUUAUGGCACUAAUAAUGAUAAGUGUUAUGACUAUAAAUACGGCGACAAAGAGAGGCAGUGUUUUAGUGAUGAUUGGGUGACUAAUACCCCGAACAACUCGUCCACAACUGACUACAGUUCAACACCUACAAGUCAAUACCAGUCCACACUUUACUACGGGUCCACUGCUACUACACGUCAACCCCAUCCCCAUCCGGACGACCCGAUAGAACUGGUCAUCAAAAACCUGCGCUUAUCUAUCGGUCCCUUUGAAUCGGGAGAGAAC
Molecule: messenger RNA, 384 nt
Organism: Oppiella nova
Lineage: Eukaryota; Metazoa; Arthropoda; Arachnida; Sarcoptiformes; Oppiidae
Source: the annotation of a GenBank genome assembly